AUGUCUCCUUUAAAAGUCCUCCUGGCUCAAACCUUGGCUCUCCACUCGCUCUCCACUCCUUCAAACACCAUUUCAAUACAGUUUUUGUGUAUUCCCUCCGAGGCCACGCUCGCGUACGAUGCGUCGCUAACGUACGAUGCGUCGCUAACGUACGAUGCGUCGCUAACGUACGAUGCGUCGCUAACGUACAAUGCGUCGCUAACGUACGAUGCGUCGCUAACGUACGAUGCGUCGCUAACGUACGAUGCGUCGCUAACGUACGAUGCGUCGCUAACGUACGAUGCGUCAUUGGUCGGCCUUUGA
Knipowitschia caucasica is the source of this 303-nucleotide messenger RNA. Lineage: Eukaryota; Metazoa; Chordata; Actinopteri; Gobiiformes; Gobiidae. The record is from the annotation of a GenBank genome assembly.